Molecule: messenger RNA, 1321 nt
Organism: Castor canadensis (American beaver)
Lineage: Eukaryota; Metazoa; Chordata; Mammalia; Rodentia; Castoridae
Gene: Nsmce3
Product: NSE3 homolog, SMC5-SMC6 complex component
Biological process (GO): negative regulation of transcription by RNA polymerase II
Cellular component (GO): nucleus
Source: RefSeq, a predicted model, not a curated record
GUUCGGGAGGACGCUAACGCUAACCCUAUCUGCUGGGGUCCCAGCUGCCUGGUGACAUGCUGCAGAAACCCAGGAGCCGAGGUCGCCCUAGCGCUCUAUCCCAGGUGGACAGGGAUUGGGCCCGCAGCGAAGACACCUCGAGAGAUGGCGCCACCGCCGAGGAGGAAGUCCCGAGCACGUCCAGCGGGCCGGGCACCUCGUUGCUCAGCGGCCGCCGGUCCUUGACCGCCCCCGCCGUGGGGCCGCGGACCCAGAAGCAGUUGGAGCUGAAGGUGGCGGAGCUGGUGCAAUUCCUACUGAUCAAGGACCAGAAAAAGAUCCCGAUUAAGCGGGCCGACAUCGUGAAGCACGUGAUCGGGGACUACAAGGAUGUGUUCCCGGACCUGCUGAAGCUGGCCGCCGAGCGCCUGCAGUACGUGUUCGGGUACAAGCUGGUUGAACUUGAGCCCAAGAGCAACACCUACAUCCUGAUCAACGCACUGGAGCCGGUGGAGGAGGAUGCCGAGGUGAGGGGCGACCAGGGCACGCCCACCACGGGCCUCCUGAUGAUCGUGCUGGGGCUCAUCUUCAUGAAGGGUAACACCAUCACUGAGACCGAGGUGUGGGACUUCCUGCGGCGCCUGGGGGUCUACCCCACCAAGAAGCACCUGAUCUUCGGGGACCCCAAGAAACUCAUCACCGAGGACUUCGUGCGACAGCGGUACCUGGAGUACCGGCGCAUCCCGCACACCGAUCCUGUGGACUAUGAGUUGCAGUGGGGCCCGCGCACCCACCUGGAAACGAGCAAGAUGAAAGUGCUCAAGUUCGUGGCCAAGGUGCACAACCAAGACCCCAAGGACUGGCCGGCGCAGUACUGCGAGGCGCUGGCGGAGGAGGAGAGCCGGGCCCGGCCUCCUCCGCCUCCUCCUCCUCCUGCUGCUGCUGCUGCUGCUGAAGUCUGACCCGGGUUCCCAGGCACCCGAAGGCCCUGGGAUGGGCGGCCCAGCCUUUUGGAACGGAGCUACCUCUGCCAGGACGAAGUGUUUGUGCUUUAGAACACGUUGCAAAGUUUGGUUCUUUUAGCAGUGCUAACUUGGUUCCAGAUUUUCAUUUAUAAACAGAUCAAAAGAACUUUUUUUUUUUGCCUAUUUUAACUGUCCUUUUUUUUUUUUCUCUUUUUUGUACCAUGAUGAUUUUGCCAGUUUUAUAACACUAGUUGGAAGCCUCCUGUGGUUUUGAACAGAUAUUUAAGAAAGAACACAUAAGUAAAUUGCUUUGGUGCCAAAAAUAAUAAUAAUACAGAGUGUUACCUGGUCUCUUUACUCCAGUUUGUAAGGGAAAA